AUGUUUCAAAACAUAACAAGUACAAUUGUUGUUUCAAAUACUAUAUACUUUAAAGGUUUGGGAUUUGUCAUUGCUUGCUGCCUAGUAUUCUAUGGAUCAGUCACAGUAUUAGUGAAUGUCCUCUCAGUCAACAAUAGCAGACAGGCAGUACUCACAUCUGCCAAUAAAUCUACAUCUCACGAAGUCAUAUCUUCCGAGUCUAAUGUAAAAUCAUUUGCGCAGCCUACUGUUAUAAAGCAACGGAGAGUUUUCCCGCAGGGAGGUGCAUCGGAAGUAUUCAAUCAGCCCUGGUCACUUCCAUACCGUUAUGCGUACAAAACAAUAGAAGAAUUAGAGAAAUUGAACAAACAUCUUAUUUUCUCUAAUUACACUUAUAGUAAAGGAUUGGGAAAUUUGAUGUUUCAAAUGGCCUCACUGUACAGUAUAGCUACGGGCCAUAAUGCACAAAUAGUCAUACCUCAAAGUAAUCUGCUGCUCAGAGCUUUUACGUUGUCAGAGGAUAUAAUUGUGGUUGAAGAUGACCUAAUGAACGAAGUGCUCACUUCCUCUAAACCAUUCAUGCACUUAAGAAACUGUUGUCAAUAUAAGCCAGUUAGUGGCAUACCUUUCAACCCCAAGAGCCCAAGGAAAGUUUUUCUGGGUUAUUUCCAAAACUCGCGUUACUUCCAUCCAAAGUACUCCAAUGAUCUUCAACAUCUCUUCAUGUUCUUGCCGGAAGUGAAGGAGAAGGCAAGCAAUUUCCUGAGAAAUUGUAUGUUCGAGUAUGCCAUUGAGAUGGGACACGAUACUGAAGGAAAUCCAGAUGACCAACAUAUCUUGGUUGACGACAACCCACUGGAUUCGCAGACAACUGUAAUAGGUGUCCAUGCCCGACACGGCAUUGACAUUAGAUUAAAUUCGAGAAAUACAGCACAUGGCCAUGUGUCUGCUCCUAUCAAUUACUACCAAACGACUAUGCAGCUGUUAAAAAAACAAAAUCCCAGGUCAUUUUUUGUGAUUUGCUCAGAUGAUAUGAAAUGGGCAAGAAAAACAUUCACAAAAAAAGAAUUUGGACCAAUUUAUUUCUGUCCUGGCGAAUGGAGAGAAGUUGACAUGGCUGUAUUAUCAAUGUCUGAUUGGAUUAUUCAAUCGACAGGCACAUUCGGAUGGUGGGCUUCUUAUCUGAGUCAGUACCAGAACCAGAUUGUCUACUAUUCCGACUGGCCGCGUCCUAACUCCCUCAUGGAUAAAAUGAUUAAUAAGACAGAAUAUUUUGUUGAUACAUGGUUAGGAUUACCUGCACAGAUGUCAAAGCUCUCUUCAACAACACCCGACUCGAAUAUCAUUUGA
Messenger RNA from Auanema sp. JU1783, 1329 nucleotides. Lineage: Eukaryota; Metazoa; Nematoda; Chromadorea; Rhabditida; Rhabditidae. The record is from the annotation of a GenBank genome assembly.